CAUCUCUGUUUUUCACAGCAACUCGAAAAUGUCUUCAACAAAACUCAUAUCGCUCAUUGUCUCCAUAACAUUCUUCCUCACUCUCCAAUGCUCAAUGGCACAAACUGUCGUAAAAGCUUCGUACUGGUUCCCGGCGAGUGAAUUUCCGGUUACCGACAUUGACUCAUCUCUCUUCACUCACCUUUUUUGUGCUUUCGCUGAUCUCAACUCUCAAACCAAUCAAGUCACUGUCUCCUCCGCAAACCAACCUAAAUUCUCAACCUUUACACAAACUGUCCAACGCAGAAACCCUUCUGUUAAAACCCUCUUGUCCAUCGGCGGUGGAAUAGCAGAUAAAACCGCGUAUGCUUCUAUGGCAAGUAACCCCACUUCUCGAAAAUCAUUCAUUGAUUCUUCGAUAAGAGUGGCUAGAUCCUAUGGAUUCCACGGUCUUGAUCUAGACUGGGAGUAUCCGAGCAGUGCGACGGAGAUGACCAACUUCGGAACGCUACUUCGAGAAUGGCGAUCAGCGGUUGUAGCAGAAGCUAGUAGCAGCGGUAAACCGCGUUUGCUUUUGGCGGCUGCGGUUUUCUACUCCAACAAUUACUAUUCGGUACUGUACCCGGUUUCAGCCGUUGCUAGCAGCUUGGAUUGGGUUAAUCUUAUGGCCUAUGAUUUUUACGGACCGGGUUGGUCCAGAGUGACCGGUCCACCAGCCGCUCUGUUUGAUCCUUCAAACGCAGGUCCAAGCGGAGACGCUGGAACAAGGUCAUGGAUUCAAGCUGGACUCCCAGCGAAGAAAGCUGUCUUGGGAUUUCCAUACUACGGGUACGCGUGGCGUCUCACAAACGCCAACAGUCAUAGCUACUACGCGCCUACCACUGGAGCGGCGAUAUCACCAGAUGGUUCGAUAGGUUACGGUCAGAUAAGGAAGUUUAUAGUAGAUAACGGAGCAACAACGGUUUAUAACUCCACAGUGGUCGGAGAUUAUUGUUAUGCCGGCACGAAUUGGAUUGGUUACGAUGAUAAUCAGAGUAUUGUGACGAAAGUUAGAUAUGCCAAGCAGAGAGGUUUGCUUGGUUACUUCUCGUGGCAUGUCGGUGCUGACGAUAAUUCUGGUCUAUCUCGUGCAGCUUCACAGGCAUGGGAUGCUACGACGGCAACCACCAGAACUAUACAGAAGGUUUAAGCUGUCCACAGUUUCGACAACAGCAAGUGAAGAAGUUUUUUUCGUAAUUAUACAGAAAAUAAACUUUAUCUGCUUAUUAUAUAUAUUGUCCAAUAAAACUAUAAGUUUAUUAAUUGCAAUGCUUCUUUUCAUUUAUAGAAUUACAAAUCAUUUUGUUUUGUUAAAAAGAAGAAUCAAACAAUUCAAAUCAAAUCCAAGGAACCCUUUCUAUUGGCGAUUGGUCACCAUUUGGGAGUCUAAUGAAUUUUCUCAAACGCACCGGAGGAUACCUUAUAUCGGGAACUACUGUAACAUUGGACUGAGAAGAGCAACAUGCUUCAUCGAGAUAUACCCAAAUCAGCAGUACAACUUCUGAAAUUGAUAGUCUCUACCAUCAAAGAAAAGCCUCUCCUCUAGCAUGCCACCUAUAACAAAUUAACAACCCUGAACUCGCCUGUUCUUUACUUCAGAUAUGGUUUGCUAAGACCGCUUGACGAGUCCACUAACCCGGUGCUUCAUCAGGGUAUCAUAGAUUCUCGUCGUCGAAGAUGAGUACGGAUUCUGCAUGGUUCGAUUCGUUCGUAUCCCCCAUGCACCUAUGGACUCUGUCGUCUAAAUGUUUUUUCUUUUUGUAUUGGGCUGUUAAGAUUAGGUUCCAGAUAUGUAUUUUUUUUCUUUCUUUAUCAUGCUUCAUAUAGAAAACCAUUUUCCAAAAACACUAUAUGCAUACACAACUAUAGAUCCAACCUAACGAAAUAUCUCUAAUUAGAUACAUAUAUCCACUCAAAUCUUAGAUCAAUACAUGGUUGACAAAGUUAUUGCUAG
Messenger RNA from Arabidopsis thaliana (thale cress), 1972 nucleotides. It is a transcript of the gene ChiC, whose product is annotated as Glycosyl hydrolase family protein with chitinase insertion domain-containing protein. Bases 29 to 1168 code for a protein of 379 amino acids. Lineage: Eukaryota; Viridiplantae; Streptophyta; Magnoliopsida; Brassicales; Brassicaceae. The transcript has 4 exons. Gene Ontology annotation, biological process: carbohydrate metabolic process; chitin catabolic process. Gene Ontology annotation, molecular function: chitin binding; hydrolase activity; endochitinase activity. The record is from RefSeq and is marked reviewed.